Gadus chalcogrammus (walleye pollock) is the source of this 4666-nucleotide messenger RNA. RefSeq names its product retinoblastoma binding protein 8-like (gene rbbp8nl). The record is from RefSeq and is a predicted model, not a curated record. The coding region runs from base 475 to 2493 and encodes 672 amino acids. Gene Ontology annotation, biological process: double-strand break repair via homologous recombination; DNA double-strand break processing involved in repair via single-strand annealing. Gene Ontology annotation, molecular function: damaged DNA binding; double-stranded DNA binding; double-strand/single-strand DNA junction binding. Gene Ontology annotation, cellular component: site of double-strand break. NCBI's taxonomy places the organism in Eukaryota, Metazoa, Chordata, Actinopteri, Gadiformes, Gadidae. The transcript has 14 exons.
CACACACACACACACACACACACACACACACACACACACACACACACACACACACACACACACACACACACACACACACACACACACACUCUGACAACUUUACACGUGUGUGCUCAUAGGCAGAAAUUUAUCAGAAAUUAAAAGUUUAGCUCCAGGUAGGAGUAGAUACGGCACAACUGGCUGGACCAGUUUCCAUCAUUUCCAAUAUCUCCACCCCAGUAUCUUUAAUACAACUCAUAACCCUAUUAGGAGCAGCGUGGCAGACUGCCGUUGGAACAGGCUGUGAGAGUGUGUUUAAUACUCUCCUCAAGCUAAUGCAGUAGCCUUGCACAUUGUGGUUCCAAACUGUUAAAAAGAGUUUUAAUUAAAUUAAAGUGAUCCAAGUUGUUUGUAUUGGAUAAGCUCACUGGCAACAGCCUAGUUCUGUGCUCACAUGUCGGUUUACUUCAGGUUGGGCCGCAUUCAACACAACUGAUGGGCAUUGGCUGGUCGGGCAUUGAUCAAACAAGAUACAUUGUGGUUCAUCCAAGAGAGAGAAGACAACAACACAGUUGUCCUUUCAUCAACGUUGUAAUGUUUCUCUGGCUGUUCUUAGUUACUCAUAUCUAUAUUGGGUUGCCCAAGUUAUUCCUCAGCACAGAAUCUGGAGGUCGACCAGAGUACACCGUCAGUGGCAUGGACAGCUUCAACGAGCUGCUGUACAAGCUGCGCGAUGUCCACGAGCGGGAGCUGGAAGGCUGGCAGCUGAGAGUCCAGGAGCUGUCCAAUAAGAAGGGCUGUGACAUAAAGAGAAUGGAGGAGCUGUUCAAUAGAAACCAGCAGAUGAAAGAGCAGCAGAGGACACUAACAGAAAACAUCAAGACAUUGGAGAACAGGCUUAGGGCCGGGCUGUGUGAUCGCUGCACCGUCACACAGGAAGUGGCCAAGAGGAGACAACAAGAAUACGAGUCGUCGCAGAUACAAACUCUACAUCAGUUCUCCAUUCUGGUGGGCGAGAUGAACAACCUGAAGAAGGAGAACAGGAGGCUGAGGGAGGAGCUGGGGAACCAGAGGAAAGCUAUGGACAGUCAGAGCAACCACCUCUCCAACAUCACUGCCACAGAGGUCAAACCCUUCAGAUCUCCUGACCAUUCCACCACUGCUGUGCCAGUCGCUCUUACCUCAACAACCCUUAGCAAUGCCUCCAAGCCGCCAGAAGGUGGCAACGUUGCGGUGAAAACGGAAGCAGACCAGAAAUUUGAGGACGCACAAGUUGGUGCAUCCAGUAGAAAGCCCUUUGAGUCUUAUAACGCACUCGCUGUGACAUCCUUCGAGCAUUCCCCCCGGGCGUCAGAAGAGAGCAGAACUGCUGGAGAUAAGAGACUGCAGGGCGCUGAAGGGCGACAUUCGCCGACCUCUAACCCCCCCCAACACAAAGUGUUCCUCCAGAACCUCCCGGCUCCUCUGUCCUCCUCCUCCUCUCCCCCAGGGGGUGCCCCCAGCAGGCACGUGCUCCAUGCCCCCAUGCCUUGCCGCCCUCGCCCAAUCAAAAGCGGGGCCCUCCCCUUCCCCUGGUCCGUCUCAGAACACUCCGACUGGGCCGGUCUCGCCGCCUCCACUGCGCUGCGUGGCCUCGGAGUUCAGCUCAACCCCCUCAAGUCCAACCCUUUCCUCUUCGCUGACGUCGGCCCCGCUGGCCCGCAGGCGAGCCCGUCCAACCAGGGCGGCCCCCCGGCGCUGCAGGCGGGGCCGAGGAGCGCCUGCGCACAGCAGAGCUCGACGUCCGAGCCCCUCGCCGAACUGCAGCCCCGGCUGUUCAGGGUGCGGAGUCUGUCGGAGCUGGGGGACAGUCAGGCCAUCGCACUGGAGAGGAAGGAGAUCGCACCGAUCCAGUGGAGGAGCCCUGGGACGUCCCAGCCCCAAGGAGGAGUCUGCGAGGGAGAAUCAGAGGGGAAUGACGGGCCCUUGGAUCUGUCAGAACGAGGAAGGUCCCAGUCCAACGAGUCGGCAAGCAGCGAGCGCCCUCUGCUCACCCAGGGCGCAGAGGGAGCAGCGAAAGGCUCUGAGAGCAGGACAAUCUCAUCUCCUCAUGGCCCCCCUUCAUCCUCUGGGGUCCCCGCCACACACUCCUCCACCCCUGCUUGUCAAGCACUGGAAAAGUCCAGUGAUCAUUGUAACUAUAUGGAAGAGGAACCGGGUCAGAGUGAGGAGAAGAACCAAAGAAAGGUUGACCAAACAAUCAAAGAAGAUUUUCCACUUUUCAACAGCUCAAUGCAACCAGUAGUGAUGCUGGGAACACUGAAUGCAGCACUGCAUAAACAAGGAACUGCGUUCUCAAAUGGCAAGCUGAAACAAGUGGAUCCAGUCAGCAGCUCAGAGGAGCAGGAUAAAGAGGGCCGGACAGGAGGAGACCAGAGCCCAGCCUCCAAGAGGGCCCGGUCCUCCACUGACAAACACAGCAGCAGAGAGUCGGAGACAGAGGACUUGAAGUCGCAUAAGAGGCUUAAGAUUUGAGUGGGCUUUCAAGACUGAAGAAAACAGCGGCGGUCAACAAGCCAUCAAUGACACUAUCUGAUCCAGCAUUUCAAUUGGUUAAGGCACUACAGAACAAAUAGAUAUAUUUAUUAGAAGUGAAGUGACCUGAAAAUGUGCUUCCAUUCCUACUGCAUCGUUCUCAAUCAAAUAAACUGUACUUCUAACUGUGUCGGUGUCAAUGCCAUGUUUUGAUCUUCUUAAAACUCAUAGGGCACACAACAUAAUUCAAAUAUACAGAUUUAUUCUGAUUGGUUAUCUAUGUACGCAAAGUUGUAUACUUUUUUUUAUUUAACAGUUAGCCUUAACUUUGACGCAAGUGACUCAUCCCACAAGGUCCGUGUGGUGCAUAUACCUACAUUCAAAUAUCCAACAACAGUGGGGCACAUAUAUACGACAAAGUGAACACAUGUUUCCUUGUAUACACACUCUGCAUCAAAGGAAACUGCACACUGCAACUGCACACUGAAACAAAGGAUAGCAACGAAGUACAGUUAGAUCGUUCAAUGCAAGCAUAAUAGCCAUGUGUGAAUGUAUUUAGCUUUUAAAAUGUGUUUAUUUUUUAAACAUUUCGCUUCCGCUGUGUUUAUCACAGGUUUGGACUGUGCUUCACAGUAUUUGGUAUCGGGGGCACGGUAAUAUGUCACUGCACUUAAUGGUCAUCUCUUGGCCACCUUAGUUCACAAACACCACAGAUGAACCAGCAAUAUAUAUACUAGUGCUCCAUGUUGAAAUGUACAGCCCCUAUUUCAGAACAAUACAUUCUACUUACUUUUUAUAUAAUCUCAAAGUUAUGUCAUUGUUAGCAUGGUUAUAAAUGCAGAAUUUAACUCUAUCUGUAUGCUUGCAUUGGACAUAUUUUUUGUUGUUUUCUAUUUCCUGCCAAUAAUGUCCCUGAGGCUAUUUUGUGUAGCUAAACAGUAAAAAAAAACAUGUUCCCCUUCCUCUUUUUCAUUGCCGAGUGUUUUGCAAGUGUGAAUUUUCCAUUGCAGCUGUGACACAACUUUUAUUCCGCAGUGCUGAGAAAUGGUAGGGUGAUCAAGGGAAAAAUAAGACUAAUUUAAACGAUAUCUUUAUAUUUGCUUUGUCAGGUCUCUAAAAAUUACAGAAGCACAUUAUAUAUUUUACAUAAAGAAACAAUAGUAACACAAUAACAUUUGUCAUGCCGGUAUAAUUUACUUAAUUAGAGAUAUACUAGUAUGGUUGCUGUCAUUUAAUGAUCUUGAUUUCUAGGUUGUCUACCAUGACCAAUCAGCAGUGCAGCUCAAACAGCGCUGAAGUAGGACUGAACAAAGACAUUAGUUUUACCUACAUUGCAUGGCAUUGUAAUUAAGCUUAAGGAUAUGUUGAUUGUCUGACUGGUCUUGAAUGCCCCAAAGAUGAUUCAGGCAUUGGUCCACAGUUCAUAUUUCCAUCCAUCCACCUGGUGUGUGGUUGGAACAUUAUUAGAUGUUCCAACCACAAGCCUGAUUAGAUGAGGCUUUGGGACAUUUGAAGAACCUCUGUCCAGAAUGUCCUGCUCCUGCUUUCUGCUAUAGCAGGUAAAGCUAUGGAGUUUUCAUAGAGCCCUGAACUCAAACCUGGGCCUUGUUAUAACAAGCUGUGGUCUUUUAUUAAAUGAUUGUUCUUAAAGUCCUUGAGCAUUAAUGUUCUACAUUAAUCUCCAAGUCUGGUCUGUUCAUUUGUUAGAUGACUUUUCUUUUCUUUACCUCACAAACCCCCUCGCACACACCUCUGUUUUGUAUUUACUCAGACUCUUUGUCUGACUGUAUUUAAUUCUUUUUUCUUGGCCCCUCCUCCCUUGUCCAGCUCUGUGACUGGGUUUCAGUUGGAAGGAUGUUUCUAAUCCUGACGUUUGAUUAAGGAUUAGUUGAACCGCUUGCGAAUUCCGUGAUGUGUUUGUUGCUGAUCUGCCACUGGCCUCAGGCUCAGCCAGCCACACGUCCUCGUCUGUCUCUAUCUGGCUAUAUUAUGGGAGAUUUGCAGGAUGGAGACCAUUUAAAAGGACACUGCUCAUGGCCCAUCAUUGUAUCACUCUUCCCCUUACCUUUAGAGGCCUGCUUUACAAGUCCGACAUAAUGGAGGAAAUACAGAAAUAUAAAAAAAAACUCCUCCUUGUUGAACCAAAGUAGAUUUGAGGGACAUGGGACCUAAU